Molecule: messenger RNA, 1110 nt
Organism: Dioszegia hungarica
Lineage: Eukaryota; Fungi; Basidiomycota; Tremellomycetes; Tremellales; Bulleribasidiaceae
Exons: 6
Coding region: 1-1110 (369 amino acids)
Biological process (GO): fatty acid metabolic process; lipid biosynthetic process
Cellular component (GO): membrane; endoplasmic reticulum
Molecular function (GO): heme binding; iron ion binding; fatty acid 2-hydroxylase activity
Source: RefSeq, a predicted model, not a curated record
AUGUCCCGCAACCGCAUCUUUGCUUUGGCAGACGUGUCCAACCAUGCCUCCCGAUCCUCAUGCUACAUGUCGUACCGAGGACAAGUCUACGAUGUCACCCCAUUCCUCGCCGAUCACCCUGGAGGUGACGAUAUCAUGCUCGAGUACGCUGGAAAGGACGUGGGCGUAGUCAUGGGAGACGAGGAUAGUCACGUCCAUUCGAGGAGCGCGUACGAUAUGAUGGAGGAUUACCGCGUAGGGGAGUUGGGUGGGGAUGAAAAGAUUGUCAGCGAGGAUUGGGUCGCACACGAAGAUUUCCAUCCCGACGAGACCGACGCGUUGGCCGACUACAACCGCAAUAAAUUCCUCGAUCUCUCAAAACCCCUCCUUAUGCAGGUAUGGGGAGCGCCAUGGACGAAGGAGUACUACUUGUCGCAAGUACACAACCCACGGCACUUGAAGGAAAGCGCGAGAUUAUUCCAAUGGGAUGCGUUAGAGAUGCUUACCAGGACCAAGUGGUAUGUCGUACCCCUGUUCUGGGGUCCGAUCACCAUCUUCAUGUUUGCCUUGUCGAUCCUUCAAUUCACCGAUCAAUCCAUUUCCGCAUCACAACUCCUUACCCUUCCUCUCCCCGCGCUUCCCGUCCCCACCCCUCAGGCAUUCGGCAAGACCAUGGCUGCCUUCUUUGCCGGUAACAUCAUCUGGACCAUCCUCGAAUACACCCUCCACCGCUUCCUCUUCCACGUCGACCACUAUCUGCCGGACCAGAACUGGGCGAUGCUCCUUCACUUCCUCCUUCACGGCAUCCACCACUAUCUGCCCAUGGAUCAGCUCCGACUCGUCAUGCCACCCACCCUUUUCUUUGGCCUGCAAGCUCCGUUCACAAAGCUCGCGCACCUCCUCUUCCCCAAAGCCGUCGCAAACGGUAUCAUCGCCGGCGCGUUCACCUUCUACAUGCUCUACGACUGCAUGCACUAUGCGCUCCACCACACCCGGCUGCCGCAGUACAUGGCCGAGAUGAAGCGUUACCAUCUUGCGCACCACUACAAGAACUUUGAGCUGGGCUUUGGCGUCACAUCAAAGAUCUGGGACUAUGUCUUCAACACGGUUCUGCCUGUCCCUACCAAGUAG